UGUACUCUUAAUAUUGAAUAAGGUAAAUAAUGCAAUUAAUAAUUCUUUAUUUGUUGCUAUAUAAUUUUUCAAAUAAAUGUUUUUCAUUUAAUUUCUUCAUUGUAUGUUAAUGUAAUGUCCAACUGCUACCCUCCUAUACUAUUAUGGAAUCCGUUUAUUGAAAAAUUCAUUAUGUAUUGAAUUGUAUUGAUUAUUGCUCCCCACAUAUAUUCACAUAAUAUAUAUAUAUAACAUGCUAAGAAAAUUAAUCUCUAUUUACAAAUCUUAGUUUUUUAAUUAAAAAAAAACUAAUAUAUAUAUUCAUACAAUAUUAUUUUCAAUGUUUUAUGAAGAUUUUUAUUUUCAAAAAUAUACUUUAUCAUAUAUAUAUAUAUAAGAGGCAAAGAUACACGGGCUCUUUACAAUUCACUCUUUCUGAUCACUAUCUAAAAAACACACAGUGGCAACUUAAUUAAUUACAAGGCUGAAAGAAAAGAGUUUGUGAGUGCAGGGUUUGAAAAUGCUUGUCUGAAAAAGAAGAGUAUAGUGUACGUGGUUUCCUCUUUGUUGUUUUCUAGAGAGAUAAACGUACAUUUAAAUCACACACUACACACAGUGGGUUUGUUCUUAGAAGUAUUAGUGCUGUUUCAACAAUGGUGAAGAAGAAAGAAGACGAUCAGAAUGAUAAAGAGAUGAUCAGAGCUCAUCAUGAAUCCGUACUUGACCUUCUCAACAAACAAGCUCCACUCUCUCCCAAACAGGAGAAAUUCUGCAAUGAAGCUUGUGUGGAAAGGUAUCUGAAAGCCAAAGGGUAUAGUGUGAAAAAAGCAGCCAAGAAUCUCAGGAAUUGUCUUUCUUGGAGAGACUCUUUCGGCACCGAUAAAUUAAUGGCUGAUGAAUUCUGCGGUGAGCUUGCGGAAGGAGUUGCGUAUGUUGCUGGUCACGACGAUGAAUCAAGGCCCGUCGUGAUUUUACGAAUCAAGCACGAUUACCAGAAAUUCCAUUCGCAUAAACUAUUUACUCGGUUGUUAGUGUUUACACUUGAAGUGGCUAUUCAAACUAUGGCAAAAAAUGUGCAACAAUUCGUUCUUCUGUUUGAUGCCGGCUUUUUUCGAUCAGCGUCUGCGUUUAUGAACAUGUUGCUGGCAACACUGAAGAUCAUAAGUGAUUAUUAUCCUCAAAUGCUUCACAAGGCUUUUGUCAUUGAUCCUCCAUCUCUCUUCUCUUACCUUUGGAAGGGAGUGAAGCCAUUCGUCGAGCUUUCAUCAUCGACAAGCGUGGUAUCAUCGUUCGACUUUCAAGAUUCCCUCCGUUUUAGUGACAUGAUGACGACAUCAACUUCGUCCCGUUUUAAUGCUUCAUCUCAAAUUGAAUCUUGCUACUCAUCGAGAUUUUCGUUCACCGUCUCGAAUAAUUUCGAUUCACUAAAGCCUUGGUAUCUUUCACUAUCCAACACAUCCAAAUCCAAAUUAUGCCAAACAAAUCCCUUUUCAAGCCCAAGUAUAUCGAGUACUAGUACCCCCAACGCCACGUCAUCAUCCUCCUCCUUAGCACCGCGAACGCCACGUGGCAACAUCGAUGCCGUUUGUAAGAAGGGAAUAUUCUUUCCCGUCAACACCGAGAACUCCAAACCCUACAUCGUCGUUUUUCCAGUCUCCGGCUUUUUUCUUCCGGAAGGAGCGGCAAACUAAUCGAGUGGAGAAAUCGCGCGAUUUAUUUUUACCAUUUUUGAAGUUCUAUCAACGGCCGUACGACGAGAUGGUUUAUAGGUCGAAGAUGAGGGCCCCUCUAGGCGGGCUCGUCUCCAUUGUCUCUCCGCAAAUCAAACGGAGACACGUGUCGCUCUCUCAACGAUUUUGAUCUAAAUAGAAAUGUAAUAUUCAUUACAUAAUUGUGAUAUUGAUCAAGUGAUGCUCUCCUCACUAAUUAUUAAUAUUAAUAAUAUUAAUAAUUGAAUAGAUGUAACAACUUAUUGGUCAAUGGUGCAAAUAAAUUUCUUGUUUGGAGGUUU
This is a messenger RNA of Erythranthe guttata (spotted monkey flower), 1990 nucleotides long. RefSeq lists its product as uncharacterized. The record is from RefSeq and is a predicted model, not a curated record. Lineage: Eukaryota; Viridiplantae; Streptophyta; Magnoliopsida; Lamiales; Phrymaceae.